This is a messenger RNA of Tripterygium wilfordii, 896 nucleotides long. RefSeq names its product probable E3 ubiquitin-protein ligase RHB1A. NCBI's taxonomy places the organism in Eukaryota, Viridiplantae, Streptophyta, Magnoliopsida, Celastrales, Celastraceae. Bases 132 to 818 code for a protein of 228 amino acids. The record is from RefSeq and is a predicted model, not a curated record. The transcript has 3 exons.
UGGAAACAUAAUGUAGUGCACAUAAAAGAAAUUCUGGCCCCGGAUAUAUUCAUAUAACCUUCUGAACUAUAUAACCCCCCACAUCAAGGCAAAGUAACCAGCAGAGCUUUUCCGGUCAGCACCAAAUCACCAUGAGCCGUGGCAAUAUUGAUUGGAAUUAUCGCACUCUGCGACAUACACGUCCCCGGAAUGUUCCCUUUCAAGCCAUCACCACCCAAGAUUCAAGCGAACGUAUACACGAUCCAUGGCGUCCCAAUGAAGAGAGAAUGGUAACAAGACCUGUUGGUUUUUCUGGAUAUCCAGUGCAAACACAGUCUCCGGUGCCGAUUAUAAUCCCAGCGCCACUUCCAAUGCAGAGAAACCUGCCAGUUUCCACGCAAGAAGUAGUUGACUCCUCCAGAUUGUCCAACGACGAGCAACACGAGCCAGUAAUGAAGAACCUCAAGAAAGAAAUCUACGACCCAAUAGGAAAGAAACUAUCAGAAAGAAUCUGUUUGUACUACAGAGACAGAGCCAAAUUGAUUAACCAGGCGAAGAACAAGGACUUGGAUGAGGAGGGCAAAAGAUGUGCAAUUUGCUUGGAAGACUUUGAGCCUAAAGAGCAAGUUAUUGUCACUCCUUGUAAUCAUAUCUACCAUGAAGACUGUAUUGUUCCAUGGAUAAAAACCCAGGGCAAGUGCCCUGUUUGUCGAUAUAAGAUCGGAGAAGGAUCUCAAGGAAGUGAAACUAGGCCGCCUGAGGAUGUGAUUGCCGGAGACUUUCUGACAAUGUUAAGGGCCAUGGAAGAGGCUUUUGUGUUAGGCACUACAACCCACUAAUAUAUGAUGUUAUAGUAAUUAGUAAUAAAAAUUUUGCUUUGAAAUUUUACCAUAUUGAUUGAAACAUAGCAUAUUUAC